UAGCUAUCCCAACCCUGCCCACUACCCACAAACACACAGGUGCCACGGUCGAAUUGUCUUGUGAAUCGGCUCAAUUGAAUCAUUGCAAAGAGCCGAUUCGAUGGCGAAUCGGGCAUCGCAAGUGCACAGCAAUGAAAGGGGGAGAAAUAUCGUUGGCAAUGUGACCACCAGCUUUUUAUUUAGUUUAGAUAUUUUUAUAUUCCCAGUUAUAGUCUGCGCCUUAUUGUACGUCUAGUGGGUGUUUGAAAACGUUAGCGUGCUGGUGUUUUUCCUCCAUGUGUCUGUCAUAUCGGUGGAGGUGAACGUUACACACCGUCGCCUUCCACGUUAGAAGCGAGCUAACGGUUAGCCAGCCGGCUAGCGCGGCUCUCCGGUCCGGCCGGCUCUGGGCACUUCUCCCGCGGAUGUGAACGUCUGGCUUCGCGUUCAAGGCUUUGUUGGAAAGGUUGGCUGUUUUCAGUGUUUCCUCCGUGACCCUGCGAGGGGUUUGGAGAGCCGAGUUAGCUCAGCCGUUCGCUGCCCGGUACCGCAGUGUGAGUCAGGCUGAAGGCUGAGAGAGACUCCGGGCUGCUGGGAGUUAUUUUUGGUACAGGAGGGAAGGCUGAGGGGCGUUAAACCCACCGAGCUGGACCCCCACUUGCCACCCCUGCCGCUAAAAUAAUCUACUCUAGACCCUGCUUGUGAGCUCAGGCUAUCGGAGCUGGGAUCCGUGGCUCGAAAUGGAUCUGAAUUUUUACUCGGAUUUGACGGACGGAGCCGGCCAGCCGGGCGAUCCGGAGUUUCUGGACCCUCAGGCUUUUAACGGAUUUGACACGGUUCAGAAGUUCCCUGGAGGAAGCGACAACUACUUAGCUAUAAGUGAAGAGGGACAUCCUUUCCUAUCCUCCUCUGAGGUAGCUCUCCCCUCCACAUACUCCCUUCAGAUCCAGACCUUCCAUACACCCAGCUUGGGCGAUGAGGAGUUUGAAAUCCCACCUAUAUCACUGGACCCUGACCCUGCUCUUAGCGUCUCUGAUGUUGUGUCGCACUUCGGAGAGCUGGGCGAUGGUGGCCCUUCCUCAAGCGUCCCUGGCAAUGCCGUCGUUGAGGGUGAUGAUCCCUCUUUUGCCUCAACCUUUGUGAAUCCUCCAUCACAGGGCCUGGAACACCUCAGCCUGAUGAGCCAGCAGGGAGGGGGUCCUAUGUUGGGAUCGACACUGGGAAUGGAUCUCGGCCAUCCUAUUGGCUCUCAGUUCAGCAGCUCUUCCCCCAUGACCAUUGAUGUUCCACUAACGGACAUGAACCAUAGCCUACUAGGACACAACCAGCUGACCACUAUUGACCAGUCGGAGCUCAGCGCUCAGCUCGGUCUCAGUCUAGGAGGAGGGACAAUUCUGGCACGCUCACAGUCACCUGACCAGCCACUAUCAGCCACCGGCUCACCGUCUGAAUCGCUCCAGGAUGACGACAUGGAUGACUUCAGAAGAAAGAGCGUGCUGGUGGACUCCCCUGUCUCUCUCUCUGUCUCUCCUGGUGUCAUCUCUCUCUCCCCCUCUCUUGCGGAGCAGCCUGCCACCUCUGUGGCUGUGGCCCCACCCACGCUGGCACGGAGAGGUGUGGCUGGAGGAGGGGGUGGGGCCAAGAAAGGAAAGAAGAAAAAAGACCCAAACGAGCCCCAGAAACCUGUAUCAGCCUAUGCCUUGUUCUUCCGAGACACGCAGGCAGCCAUCAAGGGCCAGAAUCCAAAUGCCACGUUUGGUGAAGUGUCGAAAAUUGUGGCCUCAAUGUGGGACAGUUUGGGAGAGGAGCAGAAACAGGUUUACAAGAGGAAGACUGAAGCUGCUAAGAAGGACUACCUUAAAGCACUGGCAGCUUACAGAGCCAAUCAGCUUUCUCAGCCUACCAUUGAGGUGCUGGACACGCCCCCUUCUCCCCCUGCUGCUCCUGCUGCUGUAGCCGCACCAGAGCCUCCACCACCUGCUCAGCCGCCAACGCGUUCCAGCCGAAUCCCACAGCACGCACCUGACAACAACACUAUCACCAACAUCUGCACAUCCAACAUCAUUAUCGACCUUCCACAAGUCACCACACGGUCUCGCACGGGAGCUUACAAGCCAGCUGCCAGCACUGCGGCAGCAAAUGUCACUCCGACUCUGCCCACUGUCACCAAGAUAAUCAUCCCCAAGCAGCAACUUCAGUCCAUGGCAGCCUCUUCAGCGCGCCAGCCUCCUCCCCUUCAGCAGAUGCAGAACACCCCUCCACCCCCACGCCUCCAGCAAAUGGUACAUUCCCCUGCCCCACCGCCACUCCAGGCCAAACCUCGCGGUGGGGGUGGAGCUGGCCAAGUUACCGCCACUGUCACCACAGCACCUCCACCACCUCUGCAGAUCAAGAUAGUCCCUGCCCCUGUGCAAACGGACGUGGCCACGCCCAUCAUUGUGACAACGGCAGCGGGGGCGCCGGUCUCAGCCACCCCAGCAAUGGCAGUGGAGGUGGCCCAGCCAGCUGCCAUAGUGACAGCAGAAGGAGAGGAAGGGAUGGAGGUGGAGCUCAAUGGAUCUCCAGCACCUGAGGUAGCUCCACCAGCAGGUCCCGCCGUGUGUGUACGAGCAGGCUGCAAUAACCCACCAAUAGAGAGCAAAGACUGGGACAGAGAAUACUGCAGCAACGAGUGUGUGGCCACGCACUGCAAGGAUGUGUUCAUGGCCUGGUGUGUGAUCAGAGGGCAGAGCUCCACCACAGUCACCUAGAAACUGAUGCACUAGUAGAAGAGAUUGGAAGAGAUGGAGAGAGAGAGAGAGAGUGUGUGUGUGUGUGUGUGUGAGUGUGUGAGACAUGUGUAUAGACAUAGGUGAGAGAACUUUGAGAGGAAUAUAGUUGGUACGGUCCUAAAGAGUGGUUUUCACUACCUGCUCCUAGUAGUGCUAGUUAAAGAAAUGGUUUAUGGAAAAUCUCACUAAGACAGUUUUCCACUUUUCAUAGAUGCAGUCGAUUGGCGUUCAAUUUUUUCUUAUUUAGUUUAGCACUGGAGUUUCAAGGCUGAUGUUGCUGUCAAAUGCUAGAAGUUAAAGUGACAAAUCUUUUCUGUUGAUACAUCCCCUAAACUUCUCUCAACCUGCUCAAACCACGUUCAGGUCUUGCGGGUUGUGCAGGCUUGUUCAUGUGGUUUAGGACAGAGCUACUCUGCUGUAAAAAUGAGCUAAACUUUACUGUGUAGAUGAAUGUUGUGGUCAGCCACUUCAGACAACGUGCUGAAUUCUGACUCGGCAUGACUUUAACGAAAAACCUAGAUGUGAAGGCUGUGAUGAAAGACGUUUUAGGGAUGUUUUGCAUGGAAAAAAUUUGAGUGACUGAUUCAGCAACAUUUGUCUGAUCUACUACAUCUGGGUUUAAUUGGAAAUUUCUGCACAGUUGAUUUUUAGCUGAACCAUUUAGUAAAGCGGCUCUUGGCCUUGUGGCUCUUUGAGAACGGCAGCCUUAAAGGGAUGGUUUGACCAGCCAGUGCUAAUGUGGCUAACAGUGCAUGAGACCUUGUGUUACUUUGUUAGCAUUCUGACUAGCAGUUUGGUUGCGCUCUCCCUUUAAGCACUUAAACUGGGGACUGACAAUUGUUUCGUUGAAGAGUGAAGGCAGCUUAAGAGAAGCCAUGGACCUUAACGUUCUUUGAAAGUUUAUGAAUUUUUGUGAUAAAGAAAGAAAAUAAGGCCUUGAACAUGUUGGGAAAUGGGUAAGGGGUUUUUGAAGGGUAUAAAAAGGAAAAUGUUAUCAAUGUAAAUUAACUUAAUUACGUAUUUGAAAAUGUGAAAUUUAUCUGUGAAUAGUUGUUCCUCUCUUCUUUUCAUCUCUUUAGUUUCUGUGCAGUUUCUGUUUCAGUGCAUUCAUGUACAACAGGGAAGAUAGCAGGAAGGGCUGCUUUAAGAAUGGGUUCUCUAUAAGAUCUCUUAAAAGGCUUAAAAUGGUUGUACAGUAUGCAGAUACAUAGAAGAAUGAAUUGCUUAAAUACUAAAGACUGACGUUAGGAAGUGGAGGAUGCUUUUAAACUGGACUCAUUUUGGAUUAUUUUUUUGAAAUUGUGCGGUCAUCAUGUCUCCGAUUACACAGGGCAGAGUUUAUUAGUGUAUUUCUCACUAGAGUUGAAGGGAUGGGAGAGAAAAAGAAGCUAAGAAUCGUUAAAGGUGAGUGAUUGAGAGGAUGCGUGUUCAUGUGUGCAAGUUGGAAUGAAACCACUUCUUAAGCUAACAGAUCAUUGUUGUACAGGGGACGCAGUGUCGAUCGAUGGUCCGUAAUAACCCACUUCACCUCUAGACUGGUCGUUGGGUUAUGUUAACAUUAUGUACAGCUUUAAUUUUCUUUGCUUAAACUACAUUUCUACCCAAAUAUUUUGACGGUUUCAUAAGAAAAACUGCUGUUUAAAAAGUCGUUGUAACUUCAACAUUUCAGUCGCAGCAACCACCACUCUCAUUGUGCAUCACGUCUCUAGAGAACAUUUACUUGGGCUAUCAAUAUUUUUUAAUAAAUGACGCCAGAUAAGUUUUUAAAUAAGCUGUAUUGCUACAUGAACAAGACAAGUAUUUUAUUCCAGGAUGGAUUUUGUUCCUUGUUUUGCAACCAGCAGGAGAUUGUGAACAGUAUUGUUGGAGACCAAAAUUGCACAGGCGCUACAUACAUAAUAUUGUGUUACAGAACUUGUCUCUUUUUAUUGAGUUACAAUGAAAUGGACAUUUUUGUGUUUAAUAAACAUCGAGGACAAGUCCCCUGUUUUUGUGUGUGGCUUCAGAAUGAUCAAGAUAUCUAUAAGGAGUACACCACAUACUGUUGACAGUAUAUGCCACUGUUAGUCUUGAUAUGUGUCUGUUUUCAGGGUUAUUUGGCAAGAGCAUAUUACACUGUCUGUAAAAUACAGUUUCAACCUGUUUUGGAGGUUCCUCUGUGUUUGUUCUUCAGUUAUGCUGAUUUAUUUAGAUGGAAAUGUGUAUGAUAUUUAGAAAAUCUGAAGUGAACUGUGUAUUUAAGUGCUGUUUUUAUUGUUAUUGCAGUUUUGAUAUCAAGGAAGCUGCAGUUGCUCUCCGUUUUAUCUCAAUACGACUGUCUUUGCUAAGAGAUGUUAAUUGUUUUUACUGUAAGGGGUUCUCAUCCCUCCCCUCAUUGUUGCUAGCAGCUCAGCAAAGUCACAUUUCGUACACAGAGAGCCGACGGUGUGUGGGUUAGUCUGAACACAGAUUUGCUAAGACAAAUUCAUUUAAUAUUAAUUAAAAAUAUACAUGCUGA
Molecule: messenger RNA, 5247 nt
Organism: Pygocentrus nattereri (red-bellied piranha)
Lineage: Eukaryota; Metazoa; Chordata; Actinopteri; Characiformes; Serrasalmidae
Gene: tox4b
Product: TOX high mobility group box family member 4 b
Exons: 9
Coding region: 720-2729 (669 amino acids)
Biological process (GO): regulation of transcription by RNA polymerase II
Cellular component (GO): nucleus
Molecular function (GO): chromatin DNA binding
Source: RefSeq, a predicted model, not a curated record